CACACUCAUACGCGCCAUGCAGAACUGGCGGAUAAACUCAGGUGGUCUAUACGUUGUCCUGGUGAAUCAUAACAUAUCCUAUUAUGCAUGCGGUCUUCUGUUCUCGGUUACGAACAUCAUCACAUCGCUGCUCCUCCAGUACUACGCCUACCAAACUAUUUUGUAUAGUGUCCAGUGCAUCAUGCUUGCAAUUCUUGCCACGUGCAUGCACCUCCAUCUCUGGCAGGUGAAUCAACAUCCACACAGCUCUACUAACACCCUUGUGCAUGUUCCAAUAUCCGACAUUUCAUUUGCAAAUCCCACGGCGUGAUUGUCUUAUCCCGUGACUUAUUCGGUAUCGUUCAUGGAGCGAGGUUUGGACCGUACAAGAUGACUGGUGGGAGUGGGUUUGGUAGAGUUGGUUACGUGCUUAACUUAUAGGAUGAAUCUGUCGCAGGGCGGUAGGAGCAUUUGGAUGUCCUUGAUCUAUUUAAGACCUGUAUUUUUCAGUGUAAGCGGUGGCGGCGCAGGGAUCCAAAUCUUGAGUGUGCUAGACCCAAAAUCAA
Molecule: messenger RNA, 545 nt
Organism: Suillus discolor
Lineage: Eukaryota; Fungi; Basidiomycota; Agaricomycetes; Boletales; Suillaceae
Exons: 4
Coding region: 17-310 (97 amino acids)
Source: RefSeq, a predicted model, not a curated record